UUAUAAACAAAACGGAAAGAGAUGUCAGCGAUGUCACUUUUCGCACUUGCCUUUUCUCAUUAUAACCGUAAACGUGUAAAUUUGGCACUGCUUUGAUUACCAAACGAGGAUCGCGCAAUCCAGUCGUGAGCUUAGGCUAAAAUGUUUAUAAAAUCUUUCAAAAUCAAAAGUAACAUCCUUUUGACCGGAUCAGAACGAAAGCGUCUGAAACUGCGCGUUCAAACUCAAUUUAAUGCUGCGGAUUCACCAUCGCUAGCGGAAUUGUUUGGUAACAAGUGCAAAGUAUGUGUGGUGAAAAUCGUUACCUACAAUGAAACCCCUGUCACCGUUUUUACAAGUGAUAAGCGACCGGUGUUUUUUGAACUGGAGGAAAAAUUGAUUCCAACGGUGUAUACACUGUGGAGUUGUGUUGAUAUCGUUCCUUAUUUCACCACUCAUCCGGCUGUUUUACCCAAGUUAGCCAAUGGAGCGGAUCUCAUGAUACCUGGGGUAGUACGUGGCGGGAGUGAUAUGAAAUCAUGGGGCAACUAUCGGAAGAACGACGUGGUUGCUGUGAAUCUAACUUCAAAUCGGGCCGCAGUCGGUGUUGGCCUUUUGGCGCACUCAAGCGAUGACCUAUAUAUGUGCGGGGGUCAUGGGAUUUGCGUCCGGAUGCUGCAUGUGUUUGGCGAUAAACUGUGGGGAAUGGAACCGUCGGUGUGUUUACAAGUACCGCUGCAAGGUGCCACGCAAGCCGUUCCAAAAGCUGAAGACUUUCCCCCACUGGGAGCAUCCGAUGACCCAGUUCAAGAAAAGGAAAUUCUCGGUAUUGCGACCCACCUGGAGAGUACUGAUAUUUGCGAGGAUCAAGAGAAAGAGGUGCCGGCACCAGAAGAGGAAACCCCACCGAAUCCGGAUGAGCUUAUCAAGGGAGCAUUUUUGAACGCUCUCAAGUUGCAUGGUAAAAAGAUUCCUCUGCCUAUCUUAACGAGCACUUUCUACCCACAUUAUGUUCAACCGGAGAUUCCUGAGGGCAUUGAAAUAAAGCGCAGCUCUUUCAAGAAGGUCGGUACUUUUUUAAAACAAAUGGCCGAUGACGGUCUAAUACAAAUUAAAGAAGAAAAGAAAGGUGUUGAAAAAAUCACAGCAAUUAGUUUAGACCACAAUGACAUUCUGACAUUUAGGCCCUAUAGAGCGGUAAAAGCUUGUGACACUGAUGCUGGUUCUGCAGUGGAUCAAGUUGCGUCUACGCCUCUACUGUUAACCAAAAUGGUCGAGAUGUACGCUGUUAACGAGUCAACUGAAAAGUUAUAUGCCUGUUUAGGUCUUCCAGUGGGUCGAGCUUUAGAUGAGACCCAAGUGCGAAAUCAUAUAAAAGAUUACGUCGGAAGAAAUAAGCUCAUCGAUCAGCCGACCAAAUUGGUGACCUUGGAUGAAACGCUUCAGCACGUUUGCUGUUCGGACCAGUCCCAGAUAUCGUUGGUUAAUCUGACCGAUAUUGUCUUACAACAGAUGACCAACACCUUUGAAAUGCGCAGCCAAAAGGGUCCUGUGCAGAAGGGCGGUAAACGAUCGAUAAUUCACUUAACGACUGCUACGCGUUCGGGCAACAAAAAGGUGACACUGGUUAGUAAUCUGGAGGACUACGGUGUGAAUUUAGCUGAGUUUGCGAAAGCAGUCAAGCUUGGAGCGGCCGCCAGCACCAGCAUGACCGAAGUUCCUGGAACCAAAGGUGAACAGCUUUUAGUCCAAGGUAAUCACGUUAAGUUUGUGUACGAUUUGCUGACCGGAACCUAUCAGAUUCCCAAAGCUUGCAUUACCGGUUUAGAGUUUGCUAAGGACCAGAAGAAGAAGAAGAAAAAGUAAGAAACGCGAUUGAAGAAUAAAUUCGAUAUCGUACAAGA
Molecule: messenger RNA, 1883 nt
Organism: Wyeomyia smithii (pitcher-plant mosquito)
Lineage: Eukaryota; Metazoa; Arthropoda; Insecta; Diptera; Culicidae
Gene: eIF2D
Product: eukaryotic translation initiation factor 2D
Exons: 2
Coding region: 142-1845 (567 amino acids)
Biological process (GO): formation of translation preinitiation complex; translational initiation
Molecular function (GO): RNA binding; translation initiation factor activity
Source: RefSeq, a predicted model, not a curated record